Vairimorpha ceranae is the source of this 434-nucleotide messenger RNA. RefSeq lists its product as hypothetical. The record is from RefSeq and is a predicted model, not a curated record. NCBI's taxonomy places the organism in Eukaryota, Fungi, Microsporidia, Nosematidae. The annotation marks the transcript as partial. The transcript has a single exon.
UCAAAAAGAGAUAUUUAAAUAAAGAUAAUUCAAGUAGUUUUGGUUAUUACAGUUUUAGUGAUUCGAACUUGAUGUCUGAGAAAGAUUAUAAGAAAAGGAGAAAUAGACGCAGAUUUAAACUAGAAAAAUUUAAGAAAGAUGUGGUAUAUACAGGAGAAAGUAAAAGACGAAAGUUGGCUUUAGAGAAUAUUUUUGAUAAUUUUAAGGAAGUAUUUGAUACCAGUUAUAGUGAAAUAAAACAUUGUAAGCUAGAAAAAUGCAAAAUUGAGACAGGGGUGGGGGAAAAAGUUAUUAGGGGGAUAGAUAGUACCACAAGAAUUGAUCGAAAGAAUAGAAUGACAUCUAGAGGAUGUGGUGGAAAAAAAGUAAUAAGAGAAUCGACGUCUGAAUGGAAAAAUUUUAUUAGAUUGUUGAGAAGCCAAACGACGAGAUAA